Molecule: messenger RNA, 1038 nt
Organism: Glossina fuscipes
Lineage: Eukaryota; Metazoa; Arthropoda; Insecta; Diptera; Glossinidae
Product: ATP synthase mitochondrial F1 complex assembly factor 1
Exons: 4
Coding region: 117-950 (277 amino acids)
Biological process (GO): mitochondrial proton-transporting ATP synthase complex assembly
Cellular component (GO): mitochondrion
Source: RefSeq, a predicted model, not a curated record
UAACGUAGAAUUCGCUAUCAAUUUCUUGAGGAAAUGCAUAUCUGUUUUGUGGAUAUGUAAUAUCGGCCUUUUAAAUAAACAGCUGAGUCCUACGGAGAUUUGGUCAUUUUGGGGGAAUGGCUUUCUGCAGAAGCUCUUCAUCUUUGUUCUUAGCUCAACAAUAUAUUGUCCGAUCUAUAAGCAUGUCAGCGCAAAUGCGUGCCCAAGAAGCUUUAGAAAAAAUAAAAGAGAAAAAUCCGUACUACGACAAAUAUGCAGACAAAAUAUCCAAAUUGCAGCAAUCAUCACCGCAAGAAUUUUUGGAAAAAGUGGAUAAAGUAGUUAAUCCCAUUAAGAGCGGCAAAUCCCAAGCCAGAUCAUAUUCGGAAUUGUUAAAUCCCAAAGCUUCUAUCGCACCCCUUCCAGCUAACGAUCAGAUUCCUUAUAAAAAAUUAUCGGACGUUAUGAAAACUGAAUUAAUUGAAGAUAAAAAUGCUGAUGAAAUCUCGAAAAUUUGGUUGGAAUAUCAUAAAACUAAAGAUGUGUUAGCGGCCACACUAACACUUGAACAUUACGAUGCUCUUAUGGAAACAGCCAAGAAGCAUCCAAUUUUUCUGCUGCCCUUACCGCGAAGUGAAGGCUUUGAAUUUAUUAUGUUACAAUUUGCUAGUAAUGCCGUGCACUUCACCCCUUUAUUGGCUUAUCAGGUGCAUAACGAGAAUGCGCCCGAAUGCUUGACUCUGUCACACUAUUCAGAGUGCAGAGAGAAGGGCAUAAUACUAAUGCGCGGUGAAUAUGAUAGCAAAGUUUUGAACGGCCAGGAAGCUCAAUGCUUGGCGAACCAAUUGCAAAUGUUUUACUGCAAAACAGAUAAAGGGAAACAACGUCUAUUGGAGACAUUUACCAACAAACCUAGGGAAUUCAAACAUAAGGAUUUAAUUAAAGAAGUUGAAAAUAUACAGCUUAAGUGACUUGUGGCUCAGAAUUAAAAUGUGAAAAAUGAGAAAUCAAUUUAUGUUGAGUCGAUGUCUUGUCUUAUUUUCUUUUAGCCCCAGGAUU